UCCUUGGUCACACACACACACACACACACACACACACACACAAACAUGGACGAGGGGCUCAGUCCUGCGAUGGCCACCAACCCCUCGGAGGAGAGCUCUCCGGUCCCGGCCGCCGCAGCUCCACAGCAGCCCGGCUUGGAAGCCCGAGUAGAACCCGGCCCAGCGGUGGUGAUGAUGCCUCCUGAGCCCAGCCAGGCCCAACCCGGCGGGGCAGAGAAAGAGGAUGAGGAAGACGAGGACGACGGGGGAGGCUCCGUGCGAGUGGCGGAGAACGCGGGUGGACAGAGUGUGGACCCGGAGCGGGUGGAGGAGAGGUUCAGGAUUGACAGGAAGAAGCUGGAGAACAUGUUGUACGCUCCGAGGCACGGAGGGGGCGAGACAGGGGAGGAGUUUUUUGAGAGAGUGAUGAGAGAAACUGACACUCAGGUGAGAUGGCCGUCCAAGCUGAAGAUUGGAGCCAAGUCAAAGAAAGAUCCACAUGUGAAGGUGGAAGGGAAGCAAGACAAUGUUCUGAACGCCAAGAAGAAGAUACUGGAAGUGCUGGAAACCAGGGUGAACAAGGUGACUUUAAAGAUGGACGUGGCCUACACAGAGCACUCCCAUGUGAUUGGUAAAGGUGGUGGGAACAUCAAAAAGGUGAUGGAGGUCACAUCGUGUCACAUCCAUUUUCCCGACUCCAACCGGCACAACGGGACGGGAGAGAAAAGCAACCAGGUCUCUAUUGCUGGACCCAUAGAAGGAGUGGAGGAGGCCCGGAGGAGGAUAAGAGACCUUCAGCAGUUGUCCUUGACCUUUGACCUUCCAGUCAGCCUGGUGCCCCAAGCUCUGCCAGACGCAGGCUCUCCGCUCAUCCAGCAGGUAGUGCAGACUUUGGGGGUCAGUGUGAGCUUCAGGGCCGUGCCACCUCAUCCUCAGGCGCGACCCAACUUCUACGAAAGCUGCUGCACCGUCUGGGGCCUGCAGGGCAGCGCCGCCGCCGUCAAGAAGGCAACCUGCAUCCUGAUGGAUCUGUUGCUGGGGUCGGAGGUCACGGGCGGCACGGUGAGCAGCCAGAUGGAUGUCACGUCCCAGCAGCAUCUCUUUCUGUUGGGGCAGAACGGAGCUCACUUUCUGAGCGUCAUGCACCAGACCCAGACUCAAAUCAUCCUCCCGGACCUCAGCGCUCCUCAGAGCCCCCCGUCACUGCUCAUCCAGGGAAGCCCCGAGGGAGUGUGCCUGGCUCGCCAGCAGAUGAUGGACUGUCUGCCUGUGUGUUUGAUGUUUGACAUUCGCGAAGACGGAGAGGCGGAUCCCUGUAAACUGGCUCAGAUGAUGCAAAACCUGGGAGUCUUCAUCAGCGUAAAGCCCAAAGUAAAACAGACCAGCAAGUCAGUGGUGGUGAAAGGUCUGGAACGGAACAUCUCCUGCCUUUAUGAGGCCCGCCGUUUGCUCCUCUUGUUGGAUUCCUGUGAGACCGCCGAGGUAACAGAGAUGGCCCCCGAACCCGCGGCAGCCGGCGGCGGGCUGGCCAGCUAUUGGCUCAACAUGUUGCUGCAGCAGCUGCGUCUCUCCGAGCAGGGCUCGGUGCCCGUUAUCCCUCCAGAGCUGUUAUCCGGCACCAAGCUCCGGCCACCACCUCCGCCAGGUCUCAGCCCUCACGCUGACGAGGGGAGGACGGGAAUGAAGGGAACAGACAGCCGCCCGCUGGAGAAGAUCCUAGAAAAUGAGGACCAGUCGUGCCAACCAGAGGACGAGAGCCCCGCCGUGGGGGUGAUGUCAUCAUCUGGGGGGUUAACAGGGCGAAGGGGGAGUCUACAGAGCCCUGAAACUACAAAGGUGUUCAACCACGGCAGGCGCCAUUCGACAGGGCAGGCGCUGACAUACAGAUUGUUAAACACAGAAACGGAGGGAGGGAGGAGCGAGCGAAGGAACAGCCUGAAGAGAGACGUGAUGAUGCCUCAGGAUGUUUGCUCUGACUCAUCCGAGGCCGAGGGAUACGACUACGAGAGGAAGAAACUGCUGGCAACCAGAGCCAUGCAGAGGAAGCCCGUGGUCACGGAGGUGCAGACGCCCACCGACACCUGGAGCGGCCUCGGCUUCUCCAAGUCCAUGCCGGCCGAGGCCAUCAAGGAGCUCCGCAACAUCAGCCGCCGCAGCUACAAACCCUACCUGAGCAUCGCCAACAGCCAGCCGCAGCCAUACGCUGCUCAGAUGGGAAAGGUGUGUAACGGGAGCAACUGUGGCAACUGGAGGGACAGACAUGGAUCCCUGUCUUCGUCCCUUCUGGUCUCCUCCGCCUCCUCCUCUUCCUCCUCCUCCUCCCCCUCCUCACCCCCGUCCACCUUCGCCUCAUCCGCCUCCUCCUUCCCUGCGUUUGUGUCCUCGAUUAACAGAAGCAGGAACGACAAACCCUCGGAGAGCUUCCCGGGGAGCGGCAGCUACUUUGACGGCGUCUGCUCAUCGAGGAGGGCGUCAACCUGCAGCCAGCGGAGCCCCUCCCCCCAAAUGAUGGACGACCUGCCCGAGCUGCUCGGCCAACUCGGCCUGAUUAAAUACAUUGACGUGUUUGAACAACAAGAGAUCGACUACCAGACAUUCCUCACUCUGUCUGACGAGGAUCUGAAGGAGGUAGGCAUCUCCACCUUUGGAGCCAGACGCAAGAUGUUGUUGGCAAUUUCAGACCUGAACAGAGGCAAAAGGAGGCCGUCAGAUACACCCGCUGUGAAGCCCGGCUACUUGGAGGGUGGCGCCAGUGGCCGACUGCCGAGAAUCGUGGAUCUGGAAGUGGCGGCUCAGAGCAAUCACUGGUCUCAAUUGGUCCUUGAUGGCAAAGCUAGAAUGAAAGCUACCUGGAAGGAGCGGCAGCAAUGAGGGGAGCCACUUGGGCCAUUCAGCUGCCGAAUGCUCUCCUGGCACGUGGCAGACUUCGCUGUCUGGUCUUUUUUUCAUUUAAACGGCCUAAACCUCUCAAUAUUAAGAAGGUGAAGUUGAAGUUAAAGCUUCUCAUCAUCGGAGGGAAAACAAUUGUUUUGAUAAUGGAUCAAAUUACACAGUUCAUUAUAUCCACUCUCCCGACUGCAUUAAAAGUUUUCAUUAUG
Messenger RNA from Gasterosteus aculeatus aculeatus (three-spined stickleback), 3077 nucleotides. Lineage: Eukaryota; Metazoa; Chordata; Actinopteri; Perciformes; Gasterosteidae. The record is from RefSeq and is a predicted model, not a curated record.